Messenger RNA from Helicoverpa zea (corn earworm), 3595 nucleotides. RefSeq names its product zinc finger protein 813-like. NCBI's taxonomy places the organism in Eukaryota, Metazoa, Arthropoda, Insecta, Lepidoptera, Noctuidae. Gene Ontology annotation, molecular function: zinc ion binding. Gene Ontology annotation, cellular component: nucleus. Bases 228 to 2489 code for a protein of 753 amino acids. The record is from RefSeq and is a predicted model, not a curated record. The transcript has 15 exons.
AUGUUUGACAGUUUAUUGUUGUUGGAAAAAUAGAUUAUUCAAUAAUUUCGAAAUGAACGUUAUAAGGAUGCUCAUACAGAUGAAAUAAAAACUGAUUACUAUGUUUCCAAUACAAUGAUGCUCUUAAAGUUGUAGCCUACUUACAAAAUAGGCCAAAAAUAGGAUCUAAAACUAAGCUAUGUUUACCUCGAUCAAAGUUGCAUUUUUAUAAAUAUUAGAGGUCAAGAAUGAGGUGUAGUGUGCAAAACUGUUCUAAUGACACUAAAAGAACUACCAAAAGCCAUGGAAUUACAUUUCACAUGUUCCCAAAACAACUGAGUCUGCGUUCAGCCUGGGUGGAGGCUUUGGGCAUGGCGGACUGGGAGCCUAAAGACCGGAGUACUGUUUGCUCCGAACACUUCAGGAACGAUGACUUCUAUCUAACUAAGCGAGGGUUGAGACGGAUUAAGUGUGGCGCUGUACCUGUUGUCAUGCAAGAUUCUGCAGAUGACCUCGAUGCGCCGGCCGCUCUCAGGGUAUGCCGAAUAUGUUUAGUAAUGGACGCCAAAAUGUAUCACAUAAGGGAAUUUAAACUGGAUCAGAUGUACGAACAAAUUACUGGAUUAAUGGCCAGUUCUGAAGAAAGAUUACCGCAGCGUGUUUGCUGGGAAUGUGGCGCGCGAUUGUUAGCGGCGUAUCGCUUUAGAAGUAAAGCUAUGCGAAGCGAUGCCUUGCUACAUGAGCUAUUGCAGUCUGAUACGUAUAUAAAAAUCCGAGACAUAAAAUCAAUUAACCGGAACCACAACGGCUUAACUUCAAAUUUAAUACACAAAAUAUAUGAAAACAACGACUAUGAUUUACAUAUAGAUUUGAGCAUUAAAACCGAAGACACUAAUAUUGAUAUAAACGAUAUUAACGAACAAAUAGACGAAAAUAUUAUUAAUAUUAAUGAAAAUUUAGAAAUUGAAGUCAAGAGCCUAGCUCCUAUAGCUGAAAUUGAAAUCAAAGAUGAGAGUUCGAAUAAUAUAUUUUUUGAUGAGUAUGAUGGUGACAAUUUUGACGAAGAUGAUGAUAAGGUUUUGAGCGAAGUUCUAGAGAAGAAGGUUAAACCUAAAGUGAAGAAGAAAAAGGUAAAAGUCGUGAAGAAGGUGAAAAAGAAAAUUGAUGAAGAAGAUGAUCCGGAUUUAACUAGUGAUAGAUACAAGAAAACAGACGUCAAACGCCGUCGUACAAACGAAGCUUUAGACGAAUCUCUAUUCACUAUAACGUCUCUUACAUACGACCAACAAAUAGAAGAGAUAUGCAAACGCCAGGAAAGUGCUAACUAUAUUAGCGCACCUUAUAAAUGCACCGUGUGCUAUCGCGGGUUUCUGAUUAAAGACAGAUAUACCGCGCAUGCUGUUAGACAUAGCGAGCAAAGUGGAGCGUACGAGUGUUUCAUAUGUAAGACGAGGCUGAAAACUAGUCGAGCGCUCAGAAAACAUCUGACAGCUCAACAUACUGAACAGUACAGUUGUAAGGGAUGUCCGUUUGUCACCAGAAAUAGGGGCGUAGCGAGAGAACACGAGAAAUGGCAUGCGGGUACUAAAUAUCAAUGUCCACAUUGUGCUAGCGAGUUUGAUAAAUUAACAACAUAUAUGGGACAUAUAAGAAUAAAGCACGUAUCAGACUUUGUUUGUGAACUCUGCGGGUAUACUUUUGUCAGUAAAAAGGGUAUCGAUGUUCACAAGAAGAAGAAACAUCGACUUGUCGAUAAAACGUUAACACUAGAAGGGCCUUAUUGCGAAAUGUGUGACGUAACAUUUAUUUCUGAAGAGGCACACGAGAGACAUCUGAAGUUAUCUGCUAGACACAGCAGUGAUCAUGACCCUAACAGAAUCCGCAACGACUCUCAAAGCAUGAACACAGAACGCAACGGCAGAGUUAUGCGACGAAUAGAGAGACGACCGGUCAUACACCCGCGAUCGACACUCGACCGUGAGCCGCACCCACCAGUUAACUGUGAACAGUGCGGCAUACAACUCCGAGACUUGAGAGUUUACGCGCAACACUUCAGACGCGCUCAUCCGGACAAGAAUCGAACCAAGUACCCCGCGAUGAAGACGCCGUGUAUGUGCGAACAGUGUGGCAAGAUAUUCCAGAGCAUGGCCCUCCUAAAAGACCACAUGUGGGUACACACCGGGGAGAAACGCUUCAAGUGCGACCGUUGCACGAAGAGCUUCACCCAGAAGACCAACCUGGUCUUCCACAUGCGCGUCCACAGCGCCACGCGGCCGAGCUACGAGUGUCCGCUGUGCGGCAAGCACUUCGCCUUCUUCAAUAACAGGCGCCGGCACAUGUUUAUCCACACCGGGCUCAAACCCUUUAAAUGCGACACUUGUGGUAAAUGCUUCACCACAUCAGGCGAACAACGCGCCCACGUAGAACACGUGCAUUUGAAGAAACCGUGGCCUAAGCGCAGCCGACACCGCCCUCACGAGUGGAAGUGCCAUACGCCUAACGAGGACUAAAUCUAUAAUACUGUUGAGAGCUCUGCCUCAUUAAAGCCUAAGGCCGUAUACAGAAAGAAAGCUGGAAGAAGCUGAAACUUAUCGGCGCUUGACAGCACUGGUAACCCGUGCAGGAAAAUAUAUGAACACGCGCCGAUGAGCGCUGACCGGCGCCGACAAAAGCUGGAAACUUAUAAGCACCUAUCGGCACGUGUUCAUAUAUUUUCCUGCGCGGGUUACCAGCGCUGUCACGCGUCGAUAAGCUCUUAUAAGUUUCCAGUUUCUUCCAGCUUUCUUUCUGUAUACGGCCCAAGAUCCCAGGCCAGACAGGUCCUGUGGGCAGUUUUUUUUUUGCUAGACACGUUAAAUAUCGACAGUAUUACCGCCUUGCGAAAUAUUUAUACCAAGUUUGCAUUCUAUGACAGAUAGAUUAUAAACAGCGCCUACGUCAAAAGUUCUGUUUUAUAUGUAAAUUACAACUUGCUACAGUCUAAACUGAAAAUUGGUGAUACACCCGUGCAUCGCAGAGCACAUACAUACAAGGAGAUCAGUCAGCUGCGCAGGACAUAUUAUAGUUUGGGCACAUUUGCUUGGACUGCGGUGCACUCACUAUUCCUUCACUCUCAUGGCGCGAUGGGACGACAAUCCGACACCACCGGAGAGAGAUCACAAGCAGAACUGACAUUUACGUGCUCUCCGAUGGGCGUAUCAAUCACCAACUUCCAGACUCCGGGCUAAGGAUAAAGAAGUUAUGGCUAAAAUUAACAUCGGAACUAAAUGAUUUGCCUACGAAAUAUGGCUUCCUCGUAUUUAUACUUUAAGUAGUUAAAUAUAUAAUGACUAGUUCGUAUUUAGGAUUAUAUAGAUUUUGAUCUCAAUAUUGAAGGGCCUAUAAAUAUAUUUGUAUACCGGACUAUAUUUUUUAAAUCAUAGCGCCUUAUAAAAUAGAAAAUUACAAUUAUCCUAAAACCAAAUUAUCGACAACUUGGAAAGUCCGUUUUUCUUAAAAUUACUGUUUAAAUUCAUAUUAAACAGUUGUUAAAAGAAAACUGAUAUUUUUGCUUAAAUGAAGGUUUGCAGCAUUGAAAAAAGAAAACUCUGUGGCUUGUACGGUGAAAAAAUGACUA